UUCUGAAACACGCAUCGCCUGGCGCCUUGAAUCGUCAUUCGAAUUGCAUGCCCCAUUACUUACAAGUCCUUUCGCUUCUCUACAUCAGACCAUGGCACCAUUAUCCAUCCUAAUCGUUGGAUGCGGCAUAGCAGGCCCAACCCUUGCUUCCUUCCUACUCCUCUCUUCGCAACCCAGCCAAGAGAAACCCAAGAUCACCAUCCUCGAGAGAUCUGUACCACGAGCACGUGGCCAGAAUAUCGAUAUUCGCGGCGCAGGGGUGACGAUCAUUUGCAAACUCGGGCUCGAGAGUGCUAUCCGCUCGGCCACCACUGGGGAAGAGGGUACGAAAUUCGUCGAUGCAAACAACCGAGCAUGGGCUUCUAUCGAGGCAGAUAAGUCUGGCCGUGUCCAAACAGGGACGAGCGAUUUUGAGAUUCUUAGGGGACGUCUGGCGGAGAUCUUGUAUCAAAGGUGUCAAGAGGUGAGCCACCAAGUACAAAAGAAUGGCGGAGAAGGUGUAGAGUUCAUCUUCGGCGAUUCUCCGGAAGAAUUGGAGCAAGACAGCCAAAAGGUGCAUGUACGCUUCGCCAACAGCGGCGAGAGAAGGACUUUCGACUUGGUGGUUGGCGCGGACGGCCUCCAAAGUCGGACGCGAAGGCUGGCAUUUGGAGAGCAGAGUGACCACGAGAGGAUCAAGCAACUGGGAAUGUAUGGUGGAUUCUUCAGCAUGCCGAAGGCCGCGACGGACGGCGAAUGGAGGCGCUGGUUCCAUGCGCCUGGAAGAAGAGGGAUAAUGGUGCGGCCGUCUGACGUGAGCGACAGGUCGACGGUCUUCAUGAGCGUCAUCAAUGAGAAAGAUGAGAGAUUGAGAGUGGUUGCGACAAGCGGGCACCAAGAUGUCGAGAAACAAAAGGAAUUGCUCCGGGAGUACUUUUAUGAUGCGGGCUGGGAAAGCAAGAGGAUUGUCAAAGAGAUGGAGGCUGCCGAUGACUUUUAUUAUGCCAUGGUGGCGCAGGUGAAAAUGGACAAAUGGAGUACUGGGAGAGUCGUGCUGCUUGGAGACGCUGGCUAUUGCGCCUCACCUAUCUCCGGAAUGGGCACAACAUUGGCCUUGAACGGGGCAUACAACCUUGCAGGUGCUUUGACGCGUCACCCUGGUGAUCAUACAGCUGCCUUCGCUGAAUACGAGGAGAAGAUGAGGCCGGUCGUCGAGCGCGCACAGAAAUUGGCUCCGGGUGCUCCGUACAUCUUUGCACCAGAAACGGCCUGGGGGAUUUGGGUAAUGCAUGUAAUCUGCGUCAUCAUCCAUUAUUCCGGACUGGCCCUUCUGAUGGCCAUGCGCUGGGGACCGCCAGCGAAUGCCGUGCCAGUUGAGGAUUAUGGAUUCAAGCAGUUGCCUGAUCGGUCGGACUAG
Molecule: messenger RNA, 1396 nt
Organism: Exophiala xenobiotica
Lineage: Eukaryota; Fungi; Ascomycota; Eurotiomycetes; Chaetothyriales; Herpotrichiellaceae
Exons: 2
Coding region: 92-1396 (434 amino acids)
Molecular function (GO): FAD binding
Source: RefSeq, a predicted model, not a curated record